AAAUUUUUUUUUUUUUCUUUUUUCUCUCUCCCUCUGCCUUGUUUCGGCUGUCGUUCCCAGUUUCCACCUGUCAGAUUGCCAACUCCCGGAACAGCGGAUUUGACUGACUCAACGAACUCUUUCCCCCCCCCCAUAUUGUGGCUGGCGUCAGUGCGUGUGCCCUUAUCGAUACGAUAGAUACUAGUCUUGAUAGCAUCAAUUUCCCCCCAUCAGCAAGAAAUCCUGACGAUUACUGGCGAGAACCUCCCUCCUUUCUCCGCCCCCGACCAUUCCGGCCUGCGAACGAUGGAUUGAGUGUCGUCAUCCGUCAUAUCCCUGUUGUUCCUCUUCCUCGAAAAGUACGUGACCUCACACAGGGCCAGGGGGCAAUCACCAAGGUUUUUAGGUGCUAUACUCGAACGAUCGUUUGUCGCUGGACUCAUGUUGCCAUCAAUCGAGAUGCCCCGUAACAUCCUCAUUGCUGGCGCUGGCAUUGCCGGUCUCGCUUGCGCUAUUUCACUGUCGAAGGAGCUGGGCUCCUCGAUUCCCGAUCUGAAGAUAUCCGUAUUCGAAGGGGCAGCGGGUCCUUCCGCCUCAGGGGGCGCUAUCAGUUUGACCCCCAUCGCGCAGAAGUACCUUCAUCAGUUGGGGGUUCUGUCGGAGCUGAAUCGGAUGGGAAACGAUGCGGGAAUUGAGGUCGACAUCAUUGAGCUCUUUUCGUUACGGUCCGGCCGUCGCCUGGGCCCCCUACGGUUCACUGACGAGAACGGGCGUGGAUACGGAGGGUACAAGGGCCGUCGAGUGAUGCGCAGUGCGCUGUCGCGCGCCAUGUUGGCUGUUAUCCGCGAUCUCCCAAAUGUGUCUGUCUUUUAUGAUGCGAAAGUGGUGGGCGGCAGCACCACCGAUGACAGCGCCACGCUCCAGUUCGAGAAUGGGACUGUGGCCACCGGGGAUCUACUUCUCGGCUGUGACGGGGUACAUUCCAUCACGCGCACAAAAAUUGUCGACCCGGGCAAUCGAUCAGAGUAUUCGGGGAUCUCCUUCAUUCAGAGUAUGGUCGAUGCCCAGGAAUUCACCCUGCCCAUGCACUUCGACCAGACAGCGGUGCAUUUCACCCGUCAUAGCUCGCUGCUCACCAGCUACUGUGACCCGGCACGAGAGAGGAUCUUCGCUGCGGCAAUCCUUCGCGUCAACGAGCAUCUCAUCGAACGAUAUCAGGCCGCUUCGAACAACACCCCGCAAUCCGAAGCGAGCAUGAAGAUGUCCAUCCGGUACCUAAUACGCACGCAAUUUGGCAAAUCCACCUUACCCAGCAUCCGGGAGCUGGUCGACCGUAUCGAGGACUGGGCGCUGUACCCGGUGUAUCAAGUACGCCAGCGCGGGAAAUGGUACAAAGGGCGAGUUCUCCUGCUGGGAGAUGCAGCACAUGCGAUGCCUCCUCGUGACGAGUCAGCCGCCUACGCCAUCGAAGACGCCCUCAUCCUGACCCAAAUACUCGCCCAGCACCGCGAUGACAGCGGCUGCCCCCUGUCAAAUCUCUUUCAGGAAUACGAAGCCGCCCGCAGAGUCCUAGUGGACAAGGCCUUCGACGCCUCGCGCAGAUUGUGGCAGAGCGACCUCGACAAGGGGCUCUUCCCGGGUCAUGUCCGGGAUCUCAUGUCGCCUGUACAUGUUUCGUCAGCGACCUCCUCGGCGCCGCGUGGAACUGUGGCGACCCAUCAGAGCUUUUCGGAUUUAUCGGUGUACUCGCUGACGAGGGAGUUUCAGGGGGAGAUUGAGUCUUAGAUGCCGUAGACCUCUGUCGCUUCAUCUCAUGAUGGGCCGUGUUGGAUGUGUUCUGGUCGUUUUUGCUCUUCACUCAGCAUUAUACCUGGUCUCUGAGCUCAGAGUCUUCAGAGAGGAGUCAUGGAGUCUCAUAUAUAUCAUAGAAGGAUGCAUUGUUCCAUUUUUAUCAUACUCAACAUCUGGUAUGAUCCCGGGAUUUAAGGAGUUUCGAAGACAGACUCUAUCUAAU
This is a messenger RNA of Aspergillus saccharolyticus JOP 1030-1, 1993 nucleotides long. Its product is annotated as FAD-dependent oxidoreductase. The transcript is spliced from 2 exons. NCBI's taxonomy places the organism in Eukaryota, Fungi, Ascomycota, Eurotiomycetes, Eurotiales, Aspergillaceae. The record is from RefSeq and is a predicted model, not a curated record. The coding region runs from base 439 to 1764 and encodes 441 amino acids. Gene Ontology annotation, molecular function: FAD binding; monooxygenase activity.